AUGCAAGAUUCACAUAACUCCAUUCUUGAAGAAGAUACCAUUGAGGAAGCCAUAGAUGAGACAAGAAAGAAAUUCCCACCCAAGGUUGUUCUAAGCCCUUUGGCAUUUAGGCUUAUGUGUGUAGACUUUGAUAGGCUUCUCAAUGGGGAGAGUUCAGAAUACUUCCAAACCACGUACAAAUUUCUGGAGCUUUCACCACAUGCUUUAAUACCAAUACAUGGGAGAGUUAAUGUCUGGCCAAAACAGAUGCUGUGUGGAUAUCUAAAGAAUCGCAGGAGUAGAGAAGCUAAUAUCCUGAAAGCAAUUGAAGGUGGAGCAAAAACUUUGUUUGACAUUGUAGAAGAUGUGUAUUCUGAUGUUGAUCGUCGUGCCUGGAUUCCUGCAUCAGCAAAUGUGAGGCUCCAUGUGGAUCAUCUAGCUCAGCAGAACAAGUUACCAAAGGCCUUGUCGGCUCUAUUUGCUUAG
Molecule: messenger RNA, 465 nt
Organism: Sphenostylis stenocarpa
Lineage: Eukaryota; Viridiplantae; Streptophyta; Magnoliopsida; Fabales; Fabaceae
Source: the annotation of a GenBank genome assembly